Molecule: messenger RNA, 765 nt
Organism: Penicillium egyptiacum
Lineage: Eukaryota; Fungi; Ascomycota; Eurotiomycetes; Eurotiales; Aspergillaceae
Source: the annotation of a GenBank genome assembly
AUGAACUCUCGUCUUGAUUACGGGGCUGCCCUGACCUUCGUCAGAAAUGUCGAAUCAGUUCAAGCGCAGCUCGAUACCCUCAUGGAGAACCUUCGACUCUGCCGCGGUGACAACAUUGGAUCCAGAGAUCCCGUUCAUUGCCUAUUGAUCCGCUUGAACAGGGAUCAGGAAUGCUACAGUUUCUUGAAAUGGUGGCAACAUCCGCUAAAAACCCGCAGUACGAUUGGGGCGAUGCAACCCUGCCAUACCUGGAUAUCAGAGAGGCCAAUCCACUUGAGCCAAUCGAGCCUUUCCCGUGAAAUACAAGGUCUUUCGCACAUCGUUUCACUGACUCUCGUCAAAAUCAAGCUGUAUUUCGUCUUGCUCACCGCCCAUGGAGCCCAAGCGUAUGAGGAGGCAACAGAAAAGAACCGCAAGAUCAUGGAUGGGAUGAUAGACAUCAGGACUUCGACAAUAGCUAGAAAUCCACACGUCGCCAAUCUGACAAUUCUCGAAGCUCAGCCUGCAAUUGAGAAUGUUAAGGCUCAGAUUCGCAAAUUGUACCACACUGGCAACAAAGCGAACCCGUACUUUUGGCCGGAGGUCAUCAACCCUAACGAGAGCUUGAAUGCUGCGCCUUCAAUGUGCUCGCCUGGAAGUAAGCAGGAGAUGGAAGCGACCAUGAUGUGGACCUGGCAAGCUCGGAACGAGAGCUUUGGCGCGCUCGAGAUCGUUUAUGCGGCAGUCAACGACCCAAAGGAUGAAUUCAUAUUCUUAAUUAUCUAA